Tetrapisispora phaffii CBS 4417 is the source of this 1623-nucleotide messenger RNA. RefSeq names its product chaperonin-containing T-complex subunit CCT3 (gene CCT3). Gene Ontology annotation, biological process: protein folding. Lineage: Eukaryota; Fungi; Ascomycota; Saccharomycetes; Saccharomycetales; Saccharomycetaceae. The transcript has a single exon. Gene Ontology annotation, cellular component: chaperonin-containing T-complex. The record is from RefSeq and is a predicted model, not a curated record. Gene Ontology annotation, molecular function: ATP binding; ATP hydrolysis activity; ATP-dependent protein folding chaperone. The coding region runs from base 1 to 1623 and encodes 540 amino acids.
AUGCAAAAUUCUGUACAAGCCCCAGUGGUUGUUAUGAACACUAACCAAGAGAGGACUACCGGUCGUGAAGCUCAGAUAUCAAAUAUCACGGCUGCCAAGGCUGUCUCAGAUGUUAUCCGUACAUGUUUGGGUCCUAAGGCUAUGUUGAAGAUGUUGCUGGAUCCAAUGGGUGGUUUAGUUUUGACCAACGAUGGACAUGCUAUUCUUCGUGAGAUUGAUGUAGCACAUCCAGCUGCUAAGUCUAUGUUAGAAUUGUCCCGUACCCAAGAUGAAGAAGUCGGUGAUGGUACUACUAGUGUCAUUAUUCUUGCAGGUGAAAUAUUAGCACAAACUGCUCCAUACUUAAUUGAAAAGAAUAUCCAUCCAGUUAUUAUCAUUCAAGCUUUGAAGAAAGCUCUAUCCGAUGCUUUAGAGGUCAUUGACGAAGUCAGUAAACCAGUGGAUGUUGAUAACGAUGACGCUAUGAAGAAUUUGAUCAAAGCUUCUAUUGGUACUAAAUAUGUUAAUUUAUGGUCAGACAAGAUGUGUGAUUUAUCAUUGACAGCAGUGAAGACUGUUCGCAUUGAUCUUGGUGAUGUUCAAGAAGGCGAACCUAGAUAUGAAAUCGAUACUAAAAGAUACGUUCGUGUUGAGAAAAUACCAGGUGGAGAAGUUAUGGACUCUUCAGUUUUGAAAGGUGUGAUGCUAAAUAAAGACGUUGUUCAUCCAAAGAUGUCUCGUUACAUUGAGAAUCCAAGAGUUGUAUUAUUAGAUUGUCCAUUAGAAUAUAAAAAAGGUGAGUCCCAAACUAAUAUUGAAAUUCAAAAGGAUGAAGAUUGGAAUAGAAUAUUACAAAUUGAGGAAGAACAAGUUCAAUUGAUGUGUGAACAAAUUUUAGCAGUUAAACCAAACGUUGUCAUUACUGAAAAAGGUGUGUCCGAUUUAGCUCAACAUUACUUAUUAAAAGGUGGUUGUAGUGUCUUAAGAAGAACAAAGAAAUCCGAUAAUAACAGAAUUGCUCGUGCAACCGGUGCUACUAUUGUCAACCGUGUUGAAGAUCUAAAAGAAUCAGAUGUCGGUACAAAAUGUGGUGUAUUUAAAGUAGAAUUAAUUGGUGAUGAAUAUUUCACUUUCUUAGAUGAAUGUAAGGAUCCAAAGGCCUGUACAAUCAUCUUACGUGGUGGCUCAAAAGAUAUUCUAAACGAAAUUGAACGUAAUUUACAAGAUGCAAUGGCAGUCACUCGUAAUGUUAUGCUAUCCCCAUCUCUAUCCCCAGGUGGUGGUGCUACUGAAAUGGCUGUCUCAGUCAAAUUAUCAGAAAAGGCAAAACAAUUAGAAGGUAUACAACAAUGGCCAUAUCAAGCCGUUGCUGAUGCAAUGGAAUGUAUUCCACGUACUCUAAUACAGAACGCAGGUGGUAACCCAAUCAGAAUUCUAUCACAAUUAAGAUCCAACCACGCUCAAGGUAAUUUCACAAUGGGUAUUGAUGGUGAUAAUGGUAAAGUAGUUGAUAUGGUCGAAUACGGCAUUUGGGAACCUGAGGUCAUCAAACAACAAAGCAUUAAAACGGCUAUUGAAAGUGCAUGUUUAUUAUUAAGAGUUGAUGAUAUUGUUAGUGGUGUUAGAGGUCAAGAACAAACCUAA